GCCAAGCACUGCCCCAAGGAGAGCGGCCGCCUAGCACGUUGCGGAUCGCUCGCGAGCUGCAGAUUGCAGCUUGGUUCUCCUCCACUUCGGUGAGCAGCAGACCAGACGCGCGCCGGCACGAGACGCGGCGCGUUGCUCCAAAUUCCAUACAUUGACCCAGAGCAGUUUCAUUGACUUAGCGGCGCGAAUCGGCACGAAGCGAUGGCGAGCAGCGACGACGAGGAGUGGGAGAACGCGCCCGAGGACGAAGACAGCGAGGACGCCGACUUCGAGCCCGAGGCACCGCCGGACCCCGCGGCGAUCCGCGCGGCCUACGCCCGGGAGCAGGCCCAGGCGCCGCCCGCCGCACCCAAGGCAUCCGAGCCGGACCCGGACGACGAGACGUUAGACGACCUGCGCGCCAAGGCCGCGGCGAGCCAGGAGGAGGCCGCCCCGCCGGCGCCGGCCGCCCCCGCCACGACCGACGGCACCGCAACAAACGGCGCCGCCGCGCCCGCGACGACGGCCGACGCGGCCUACAGCUUCGUCGAGCUCCCCGCGCCGCUACACAAAGAAGCAUCGAGCGACCUCGCGCCGCGGCUACGACGGGGCCUCGCGUCUGUACUCCAAACGUACGUGAUCAACGUCGACGCCACGGCGCUCGUCGAGUCCCCGGACUACGAGUCGAUCGUGAUUGUCGACGCUAACGCGGAUCUGAGCGGCGCGGACUUAGCUGGCCAAGUCAAAGGCGGCUGCUGUUAUAGGGUCUGGCCGACGGUCGACGGAAAAAGGCGCUUCAUCGAGCUAGCUUUAAUCGCCGUGCGCCACGAGCGCCAGGGCCGGGGCGUCGGUGCCGCGCUGAUGCGCCGGCUGAAGCAACGCGCUUUGAGAGAACGCGGCGCGCAGCGCAUUGUUACUUAUGCUGACGAGCGGGCCUUUGCUUAUUUUAGGAGGCUGGGGUUUUCGCGGACGGUCACCUUACCUUUCCGGGAGUGGAAGGGCCGCAUUGUAGACUACGGCAACGGUGCCGUCGUCGCGGAGCUACGAGCCGACGUCACGGACCCGUCCGCUUCUGCUCGCGUAGCGAGGCAGCAGAUGGGCGGCCGGGCGACCUCCCAGCAGCUCGCGACGGGCGUCACGCGGUGCACGUCCGGACGGCCGAACUGCUACUGCAAGUCGGGGCGGACGCGAGCCAUCGUGAGGUACGACCCCGAGACGGGCGAAGAUCUGGAGGAGUACUGCUCGACGUCGGACGCGGCCCGCAAGCUCAACUUGAGGGGCCCGUCGAUCACACACGUCCUGAGUGGGACGACGGAAGACGCCGACGGCCACAAGUUUAGGUACAAGGUCGAGGUGCCCUGGGUGAGGUCAGGAGGCCCCAAGGCCGUGCAAGAAGUGAACCCGGCUACCGGUGCUGUGAUUCGCGAGUUCACCUCGGCCACGCACGCCGCGCGCGUGACCGGGUUUAGUAAUGGCACCAUCGGCCAGGUCUGCAACGGGAAGGUGGAUAGCGUGGACGGGCGCGUGUUUAGAUUUCGAGAUUUGCGGGCCUUGCCGUGUUCGGUGUGUGGUUCUGAUGGUGAGGCCAAUUCAUUAUUAUUAUGUGACGGCAUGAGCGGAAGGUGUCCGUCGACGGCGCAUUUCCGGUGUGUUGGCUUAGAUAAAGUUCCCGAAGGCGACUGGUUCUGCGCGUCGUGCCAGGCCAACGGCGGUAAAUCGAGAGCCGUGCACGUGCAAGCUCGGAAAAGAUCAUCAGAACCGGGCGCGCGCAAAUCCUCUAGACCUAAAAAACGGGUCGCCGUCGACGAUAAACCAGGGGAAAUUCGCAAGUCGUCGCGUCCUAGAAAAGCCACGACCUUUGGGGAUGAGGUGGUGACGCCUCCCGGGCUCCCGCCGCCGCGCGAACUCGUAAUCUCGGAUGAGCAGGCCGCGGACGAGCGCCGGAAAGCUCAGAUGGACGGCUGGACCACGGUGGGGUCCGAGUAUUUGGGGAGAACUGUGAGAAGAACGAUUCUAGACGCGGCGGGCCGGCCCGUGUCCUGCAGCGACGGUAUUAUUCGAGGCUGGCUCGACGCCGCGACGAGCGACUACGUCGACUCAAGCGGUCAACCAGCGGCGCUGUGGCACGCCUACCUGAGCACGGGGGAACUCGCGGGCGACGAGAUCGACCUGGAGCUCUACGAAGUCUUGGAGUCGCUCGUGCCCGUCCAGCCGAAGGUCGAGGAUCCGGAGACGGCGCGCGCGCGCGCCGACGGCUGGCGCGUCGAAGGAAGCGAGUACCUGGGCCGCACCGUCCGGCGGACCGUGCUCGACGCGAGCGGCCUCGUGACGUCGCACAGCGACGGCGUCAUCCGGGGCUGGCUCGACGCCUCUCGGUCAGAUUACGUUGAUGACAAUGGCAAGCCCGCCGCGCUGUGGCACGUCUACCUGGCGACGGGCGAGCUGGCCGGCGACGAGAUCGACUUGGAACUGCACGAGGUCCAGGACUCGCUCGUGCCCGAGAAGGUGGAUGCCUCCGCAGCGCGGCGCCGACAGGAGGAGGCCGACGCGGCGCUGGCGCGGGCCCUCGCUGAGGCGGACGCCGACGUGCCGGCGCCGGCGCCGAAACCGGCGCCGCGCAAGCCGCCGAGCCCGAGACCCGAGCCCGAGAGACCCCGGAGCCCACGCGCGGUCCAAUGGUCUCUAGCCGAGGAGCGCGUCAUCCGAGCGGCCCAGGCCGAGCUCGGGAACAAGUGGGCGGAGAUCGCCAAGCGGCUCCCCGACCGCACGGACAACGACGUGCGACUCGGCGUCGAAACGCGGUCGCGGCGAUGACGUGCGCCGUCGACGCCACCUUCUCUACGCACACAGGUCAAGAACUACUGGUACUCGCAAUCUCGCAAGGCCGAGCGCAGCGGAAGCCCUCGCGGCCAAUUGCCGCCGCUGCCGCCGCCGCCACCGGCGCACCUGCCCCACAUUGGGUGCCGCCAGGCGGGCUGGGUAGCCGCCUGUACCGAGUUACUGGCCGUCGUCGAGGCCAAGAGCGGGAUCAAUGGCAUGCGCGACCGCCUCCGGAGCGCCGGCUUCCGCUGCGGCAAGCCGGUAGCGGGAAAGACGUACUUCGACAUCGCCGUGCCGCUGACGUUUCCCUGCUGCUACGACGUCGCCGGAAAGAACUACGCCGCGAACCAGGACGUGCUGCGGUCGAAGCCCCAGCUCGUGAAGUACCUCGAGGGCUGCCUCGCGCUCGCCCGCGAGGAGGCUUCCUACCGCACGGAGUCCGAGCGCGAGGCCGACGCGGACGAGGACGCACGGCGCGCCGCGGCCGGCGUCCAAGACUCACGCCACGGCCGGCCGUCCGAGCCGGCGUCGGCCGCCGCGCCCGCCGCCGCGGAGGUGCCGCGGACGUCGCCCUCGCCGGCGCCGACGUCCGAGCCGCCGUCGCCGCCUGAGAACGACGAGCCGAAGCGCCGCCGCGCGGCUCCGGGUUUGAGCUACGCGGAGUACGACGACGACGUCGACAUGGACCGACCUCCGACGCCCGCCGAAGACGUCGACCUCGCGCGCGCCAUCGCUGCGUCGAAGGCCGACAUGGCUGCGCCGGCGCCGGCACCACUGGACGAGGAGGAGGAGGCCGCGCUCGAGUGCGUCCCGCGGACGGCGCCGAAACCGGCGAGCGCGCCGGCGCCGGCGCCGGCGCCACGCGAGUUCCCCGAGGACUACUCCGACGUGUUCGGGCCUUCGGCGCCGGCGGCCGUCGUGUCCGAGGAGAUGUAG
This is a messenger RNA of Pelagomonas calceolata, 3735 nucleotides long. The record is from the annotation of a GenBank genome assembly. NCBI's taxonomy places the organism in Eukaryota, Pelagophyceae, Pelagomonadales, Pelagomonadaceae.